AUGUGGACGAGGGCGGUAUGCCCACGGUUCUAUUCCGCGGCGCCGGAGAAGACGGCACCGCCAGCCACGUCGUGGGCGCGCUCCGUGUUUCGGGUCCUGGCGUGGGUCCCCGUGGUGAUGUUUGUCACGAGUCAUGUGUGCAGCAUUGCCAACGUGCAUGGCCACAGCAUGAGCCCUACGUUCAAUCCUAUUGACCCCGAGCAGUUUGGGCAUCCCAGCGAGCGGCCCUCGAGUGAUAUUGUGCUGCUCAACCGCACGGUCACGGCGCGGCGCAACUAUAAGCGGGGCGACAUUGUGACACUGUACUGCCCGAACGAUCCGAACCGACUCAUCACAAAGCGGAUUCUUGCGCUGGGCGGCGAUACCGUGCGAGUAUGGGUGCCCAGGGGCAUGGACCUAGCUCCUGCGUCGUCCGGGCGCGGACGUGCCGACGUCGUAUCGCUCGCAUACACCAAUAUCUACCAGAAAGCGCUCCGCGAGCUGGCCUCGGAGAUCGAGGACCACGCAUCGGGUGCGUGGCUCAGCAUCACGAUUCCACCGCAGUACGCCUGGGUUGAGGGCGAUGCCAGUGCCCACGCACCGACGCAAUUAAGCCGGCUGCAUCCUGACAUCAAGAGCCGUGAUAGUCGCGAGUUUGGCCCGGUGCCCCUGGGCCUGAUCACGUCGCGUGUCGAGUACAUUCUAUGGCCGCUAGCGCGGUUCGGACGGCCGCCGCCGCGACCGAGGCAAGCCGUUAGUUUAUGA
This is a messenger RNA of Malassezia sympodialis ATCC 42132, 744 nucleotides long. RefSeq lists its product as uncharacterized. NCBI's taxonomy places the organism in Eukaryota, Fungi, Basidiomycota, Malasseziomycetes, Malasseziales, Malasseziaceae. The record is from RefSeq and is a predicted model, not a curated record. Gene Ontology annotation, cellular component: membrane; mitochondrial inner membrane peptidase complex. Gene Ontology annotation, molecular function: serine-type endopeptidase activity.